UAUCCGCUGCUUAUUGUCCAUGCUGAAAAGCAUAAAUUGGUAACGUUAUUUUCUGCCCGACGAGUUCCUGGAGAGGUGGAACCGUACCCUAGUCCAAACUCCCAAUUUCUUCCCAAAGCCAUGGUUAGAUCCGACUUCAGAAAAUGGGAGGCGGUAAAAGCAAAUGUAGAAAGCGACACGGUCGGUUUUCCGUUGAUACGUGGUUCGGUAUGGUUGGUGGCUUUUUGGGAGAUGUUCUUAGAUUCCUGUCGUUUUGUAUUCUAGCUUUUCUACGACUCUCCAGGACAGGAAAGAAUCUCUCUUUUAUUGUCUCUAUCGACUCCCUGUCUCUCUGCUCGUGUCCUGCGUGCGAGAAGCGACUGCAAGGAUGGGGAGCACGAGUGCUGUGAAUCUGGAAGAUGUGCCUUCCGUCAAUCUCAUGACUGAGCUCCUCCGUCGUUUGAAGUGCUCCACUAAGCCCGACAAGCGCGUCAUCCUCAUCGGCCCUCCAGGAUCUGGAAAAGGCACCCAAUCACCUUUCAUUAAGGAUGAAUACUGCUUGUGCCACUUGGCUACUGGUGAUAUGUUAAGAGCUGCUGUUGCUGCAAAGACCCCUCUUGGUCUCAAAGCCAAAGAAACCAUGGACAAGGGAGAACUCGUUUCUGAUGACUUGGUUGUUGGCAUUAUAGAUGAAGCAAUGAAAAAGCCUUCAUGCCAUAAAGGUUUCAUUCUUGAUGGAUUUCCAAGAACCAUCAUGCAAGCGCAGAAGCUUGAUGAGAUGCUAGAAAAGCGUGGUGCCAAAAUUGAUAAAGUUCUGAAUUUUGCAAUUGAUGAUGCAAUCUUGGAGGAGAGGAUAACUGGUCGGUGGAUACAUCCUUCCAGUGGCAGGACCUACCAUACAAAAUUUGCUCCUCCGAAGGUUCCGGGGGUUGAUGAUGUUACCGGAGAACCUUUGAUUCAGCGCAAGGAUGAUACUGCAGCUGUCCUCAAAUCUCGACUUGAGACAUUCCAUAAGCAAACUGAACCGGUGAUUGAUUAUUACUCCAAAAAGGGAAUAGUUGCAAAUCUUCAUGCGGAAAAACCUCCUAAGGAUGUGAUGGGCGAGGUUGAGAAGGUUUUGUCUUCUUGAAAAAGAUGGUGUUCCCACCUGAGAAUUCCAACAACUAGUUGAGUUUUACAGGAUAGAUAUCGGAACCUUUGAGUUUCUGUUCCAUUGUUGUAUAAUUGAAUGUGGCGGCUGUUUUCAAAUUGUUGAGGGAUUUUCCUUAUCGUCCUAAAAUAAAGUUGAGGACAGAAUUGCUUGUCUUUGGUCAUUUCUUCUGGAAAUGCGAGAACGGAUAAGCACUGAUGACAAUGGAGUAGGGCUUGAUUUGCU
Molecule: messenger RNA, 1354 nt
Organism: Eucalyptus grandis
Lineage: Eukaryota; Viridiplantae; Streptophyta; Magnoliopsida; Myrtales; Myrtaceae
Product: adenylate kinase 4
Biological process (GO): nucleobase-containing compound metabolic process
Cellular component (GO): cytoplasm; mitochondrion
Molecular function (GO): ATP binding; AMP kinase activity
Source: RefSeq, a predicted model, not a curated record